AUGAAAGUCGAUAAAGUGACUGAAGACUUAUUGGAUUCAACUCAGGUCACAAAAAGGAUCAUCUUGAGUACAAUUGCAAAAUUCUAUGAUCCUUUAGGAAUUGUAUCACCUGUUGUUCUUUUACUGAAGAUUCUAUUCCAAGAGGUCUGUAAGAGACACUUCAAUUGGGAUGAACCACUUCACGAGGAUAUGGUUAAGAACUUUAACUUGAUUAUUUCUGACUUGAACAAGACACAAGCAGUUAAGCUCAGCAGAUGUUGUAUAGAUCCUACCAUGUCAAAGAAGGAAAUAAUAUCUGCACAGUUGCAUGCAUUUGGAGAUGCAUCAGAAAGAGCUUAUGGAUCUACUGUCUAUCUACGAAUCGAGUAUCCUUAUGGAGUUCAUUGUUGUCUUAUUGCCUCUAAAACAAGAAUUGCUCCUAUGAAUGAACAAACCAUUCMACGAUUAGAACUCCAAGCUAGUCUUGUAACAGCUCGAUUAGCAGAUCAGAUUAAGAAAUCAUUGGAAAGUGUAUUGCCUAUUGAUGUACUUGAGUUAUGGUCAGACUCUGCGGUUGUAUUACACUGGAUAAAGAACGGAGCAAAGAAACAGAAACAGUAUGUACAAAACAGAAUCAAGGAGAUUAGACAAUUGACACGAGCUGAAUGGUGGAGAUAUUGUCCAACACAAGAUAAUCCAGUAGACCUUGCCUCCAGAGGAACUUUAGUUUCACAGUUGAUCAAUAACGAUAAGUGGUUUAAAGGACCACAAUUCCUAUCAGGAAAAACAGACCUGUGGCCGUCGCAAGAUGUAAUUGCCACUUCUAAGGAACAGGUAGAAGAAGAGAAUGUUAUGACCGAAACGGAUGAAUCUAUUACCGUCAAUCUCAGCAUGGCGAAAGAUCCAGAAGCGCAACCUAAGUUGUUUAUACCYGUUGAGAAGUAUAGUGACUUACAAAGAGUCCUAAGAAUUACAGCUUAUGUUACACGUUUUAUCAAUAGCCUGCGAAGGAAGAAACUCAAUCAACCAAUAGUCAACGAAACUCUUAGUAUCCAAGAAAUGAACAAUGCAGAAAAGUUAUGGAUAAGAAUCAUGCAUUACUCCAUUAGACUCUCCUCUGAGAAAUUUAGACAACUCCAAACCUCGUUAGACUUGUUCAUGGACGACGAAAACAUCGGCAGACAAGUUGUCAAGAAAUAUCUGUCUAAGUGUGUUACUUGYAAGAGAAUACAAGGAACCCCAUACCGAGCACCAUUACCACCUCCGCUUCCAAGCUUCAGAUUGUCUGACGAUUUUGCAUUUACGAGGAUCGGAAUCGAUUUUGCUGGGCCGGUAUACGUUAAGGACAUCUAUGCUGGUGGACAAUUGAAUAAAGCGUACAUAGCGUUAUACACUUGUGCAUCAAGUACAGCUAUUCAUUUGGAUUUGGUACCUGAUUUAAGCGCAGAAUCAUUGAUAAGAAGUCUCCAGAGAUUCAUCGGAAGACGUGGAACACCAGUAUUCAUUUUAUCAGACAAUGGCAAGACAUUUAAGGACAGAAAACUCAAAAAGUUUGUGCGUGAAAAGAAUAUCGAAUGGAAGUACAAUGUCGAGAGAGCCCCAUGGUGGGGAGGUUUCUUCGAGCGAUUAGUACAAUCAGUCAAGAGACCCUUGAGGAAACAAUUUCAUCGUGCAAAACUUAAUUACGAAGAGUUUCUCACAACGUUGAUAGAAAUCGAAAGAGUUCUGAAUUCAAGACCCCUUACUUAUGUUUAUGACGAGAUCGACGAAGUCUUAACACCAUCACACCUGGUCAUAGGAAGACGUCUUUUGUCACAACCAGACAAGUCACACGUAUUCAGUGACGAUGGACCAAAAGAUCUCAACAAAAGAAGUUUAUAUUUAAAGAAAUUAUUGGAUCAAUUCCGGUGCAGGUGGCAGAAGGAAUACCUCACUGAGCUAAGAGAACAUUACCGUUACAAAGAGAGAAUAAAUCAAUCAAGUGGUGCAAGGGAAGGAGAUAUAGUAUCYAUUUAUCAAGAGAAGACGCCACGACAAACAUGGAAGAUUGGAAGAAUCGUGAAGUUAAUCGAAGGAAGAGAUGGAAAGAACCGAGCUGCUAUCGUAAAGACAACUACAAAAGAAGGAAAACAAUGGGAACUGAGAAGACCACUAACGAAGUURUACCCUAUCGAAGUUCGAGCUAAGGAUCUUGAAGAAAAKGAAGUCCGAAAAGAAGAACAAGCAACAGAUAUCACCUUCGUGGAUGAUAGAGAAAUAGACACUGUUAUUACUCGUUAA
Molecule: messenger RNA, 2259 nt
Organism: Actinia tenebrosa (Australian red waratah sea anemone)
Lineage: Eukaryota; Metazoa; Cnidaria; Anthozoa; Actiniaria; Actiniidae
Source: RefSeq, a predicted model, not a curated record